AUGUGCAUCGAGGAGGGAGGCUUUGCCGAUCCUAAGGAAGAACUGGAGAGGCUGGUUGGAAAAAGGCAUCAUGAGGCGGCCACGCUCCGAGUCAGGUGUUCGGAUGGGCGUUACUGCUUCGGGAACGAUACCGGUGCGAUGCUGAGGCUGUUGCAGGCGAAAGGAAGCGUGGAUACGAUCUCUGCGCAGUGGAUCCUAGAGGACUGA
This is a messenger RNA of Letharia lupina, 207 nucleotides long. RefSeq lists its product as uncharacterized. The transcript has a single exon. Bases 1 to 207 code for a protein of 68 amino acids. Lineage: Eukaryota; Fungi; Ascomycota; Lecanoromycetes; Lecanorales; Parmeliaceae. The record is from RefSeq and is a predicted model, not a curated record.